Entrophospora sp. SA101 is the source of this 396-nucleotide messenger RNA. NCBI's taxonomy places the organism in Eukaryota, Fungi, Glomeromycota, Glomeromycetes, Entrophosporales, Entrophosporaceae. The record is from the annotation of a GenBank genome assembly.
AUGAAGGGUAAUUAUGCUACUGUACUUCGCAUAACCAGAUUUAGUGCCACCUUUGAUAAAUCUGGACUUUGUUGUGAAUUCGCAUUGAAUGCAAGUCAACUUGUAUCAAAAAAUUUAGACUUUUUUGAAAUUAUGUGGGAUCAUUGUUCUACUAUACUUCCAACACCAGAAGCAGUAGUAGCAACACCAACACCAGCGGUGUCUGCAAAUAAAAAAUUAACUUCUGCAAACGGCAUGUUAUUAUUGAAUGUAAAUUCACCUUGGGCAGGUUCUGCAAAUAUGUGCUACAUUUGCAGAUACCUUGGACACUUGGCACAGGAAUGUCCAAAUAUAAGAGAUAAUAAUAACAUUGGUCCUAAAAUCAACCCUUUUAAAAAGAAUUUUAAAUAUCCUUAA